UGAGGGUAUAUCAUGUGAGACAAAAAAUGGCGGAUAGGGUGAAUAUAUAUUUAGCGGUUUAAGGAAAUGCAAACAAUGCAAAACAUAAAAACAAAAAGAACAGAAGAUCUGUCACCGAUAAUCCGGAAACACAUUCCAACUUAAUGCAAAGAUUAUUACUGGCUGCUGACGUCAGAAAACUUCAAAGCGCUGUUGCGGGUUUUAUGCUUGUCACUCGGGACCCCGUGAAGAACGGGGACCCUGGAAAAUGUUUUCAUUUCUUUCUUAUGGCAGGCUUGUGGCUAGAGCGGUGCUGGGCAGCCUUACUCAGACCGAUUCCCGGGAUUACAGUCUGGUCACUGCAAGUUGUGGGUUUGGGAAAAAUUUUCGAAAGGGGCUACUGAAGAAGGGGAUGUGUUAUGGAGAUGACGCUUGUUUUAUAGCUAGACAUAGGAUGGCAGAUGUGUUAGGUGUAGCAGAUGGAGUCGGAGGAUGGAGAGACUAUGGUGUUGAUCCUUCCCAGUUCUCAGGGACUCUAAUGCGAACGUGUGAGCGCUUAGUGAAGGAAGGACGAUUUGUACCAAGCAGACCUGUAGGAAUUCUCACCACAAGCUACUAUGAGCUGUUGCAGAACAAAGUACCUUUACUAGGCAGCAGUACAGCCUGCAUUGUAGUCUUGGACAGGAGGAGUCACUGUUUACACACUGCUAAUCUUGGAGACUCUGGAUUUUUGGUGGUCCGAGGAGGAGAGGUUGUACAUCGUUCAGAUGAGCAACAACAUUACUUCAACACCCCCUUUCAGUUAUCUAUAGCACCUCCAGAAGCAGAAGGAGUUGUCUUUAGUGACAGCCCUGAAACUGCUGACAGUACAUCGUUUAGUGUUGAGCUUGGUGACAUUAUUUUAACAGCAACAGAUGGUCUUUUUGACAACUUGCCUGAUUAUGUGAUCCUUCAGGAGUUGAAGAAAUUGAAAAACACCAGUUUUGAGAGUAUACAGCAGACUGCAAGAAGCAUUGCAGAGCAAGCUCAUGAACUAGCAUAUGAUCCAAACUACAUGUCUCCUUUUGCACAGUUUGCAUGUGAUAAUGGCUUGAAUGUAAGGGAUUAGCUGCAGUUUGACUUGAGCCUUGUUGUGUACAGGAGGGAAGCCAGAUGACAUAACUGUUCUUCUGUCAAUAGUUGCAGAAUAUACAGACUAGCUUGGAUUGUUUGCCUCUGAUGUUUCCUAUUUUUGUUGCACCAGUUCCUGCUGGCAGGAUAUUUGCUUACUAUGUAAAACCCUAGUUAAGCACUGAUACUGUUAUAAGGGGCACACUACUUGUUAAAAAGAAUGCAGGGUGUGUUGAAAACAUAUUUUUUGGCCUUAUCAUGCAGAAGCAAAAUUGGUUGUAGUAUCUGACGAGUUUUAUAGACCAAUGUGUGGGUAAUUAUUUUUGAUUUCUCUGAAAAUAUGUAUAGUGUGAUAAACAUUUUUUUACUGUGUGGCAUCCACAAUCUUUGUUACAAACAUGACAUGUUGGACUAAAAACUAUUACUUUAUUUUUUCUUUAAUUUCAAAAUAGAAAAAUCUAAGUUAUUGAUA
Messenger RNA from Protopterus annectens (West African lungfish), 1561 nucleotides. It is a transcript of the gene PPTC7, whose product is annotated as protein phosphatase targeting COQ7. Lineage: Eukaryota; Metazoa; Chordata; Ceratodontiformes; Protopteridae. Bases 248 to 1087 code for a protein of 279 amino acids. The record is from RefSeq and is a predicted model, not a curated record. The transcript has 7 exons.